AUGUUAUACGACUCACUCACUGUGAUGGAGCACUUGUGGUUUUUUUAUACACUGAAACGUGUUGAGAAGAAAGAUCAAGAAAAAGGUAAAAAAGGAGGAUGGCGGUCAGAAGCGAACGUGCUCAGCGAUAGUCUCGACAUGGAAGACAUCAAAAAUAAAAAGGCGGCUUGGCUCUCACAAGCGGAUAAACGAAAGCUGUGCAUCGCUAACGCGUUUAUUGGUGGGAGUCGUGUGGUGCUGUUGGAUGAACCAACUACUGGCAUGGAUCACACAUCUAAGAAAGCUCUUAAGAUACUUGUCGAAUCUCAGAAGGAUUCCAGAGCAAUAAUGAUGACCACCCAAAACAUGGAGGAUGCCGAAUCCAUGGGGCACCAGUUGUACGUUAUGUAUAUGGGGAGAACCGUAUGCAGUGGUGACAUCCAGUUCGUCAAAGGCUCGUGA
Molecule: messenger RNA, 441 nt
Organism: Ostertagia ostertagi
Lineage: Eukaryota; Metazoa; Nematoda; Chromadorea; Rhabditida; Trichostrongylidae
Source: the annotation of a GenBank genome assembly